Molecule: messenger RNA, 3010 nt
Organism: Lates calcarifer (barramundi perch)
Lineage: Eukaryota; Metazoa; Chordata; Actinopteri; Centropomidae
Gene: cnga4
Product: cyclic nucleotide gated channel subunit alpha 4
Exons: 8
Coding region: 671-2836 (721 amino acids)
Biological process (GO): monoatomic cation transmembrane transport
Cellular component (GO): intracellular cyclic nucleotide activated cation channel complex; plasma membrane
Molecular function (GO): cGMP binding; intracellularly cAMP-activated cation channel activity; intracellularly cGMP-activated cation channel activity
Source: RefSeq, a predicted model, not a curated record
AAAAAAUGUGGGUUUAGACCUCCUAAAAUGUAAAUGAUGGAUUUCUUAAAAGAUCUUUAUUUUACUAUUUUUUAUACACUCAGUUAUGUGACUAGUUUGUGAACUCUCUGAUGGUGAAGAUGAGGAAUCCUCUAGUGGUGUUUUUGAUUGGAUCAACUUUGUACAUUUUUUUUUAUUGGUUCAGGCUAGAAAGGUGAAACUCAAACACAUGUUGUAGAAGAUGUUCUAUGUUGACAUAAUUGUAACUUUUUUUCCAAUGCUUCUUAUUGACUGAUUCCAAAUUGAUGAGGGCAACUAUGAGCAUCAUCAGUCUGAGCGAUAGCAGGGCCCACAGUGAUCAAUACACAGAACCACAUCACCUGCAAAGAGCAGGGAUGCAAGUCUGAGGUCCCCAAACCAGAUACUCUCCUCACCUCGGCUGUGCCUGCAGAUGCCUGUGUGCCUGUCGUCCAUGAAUAUCAGAAACAGGAUCAGGGACAGGGGACAACCUUUGCGGAAUCCAACAUCCGCUGAAAAUGGAGACCAGCAUCACCAAGCAGCACUCAGAUAGACCUGGUUUGUUGUUAGAACCACACCAUACUGCAAGACAGAAGCAGAAGAGAACAAGAUGAAGAGUAAAGGUCAUCCUCAUUUAGAAAAAAUGUGCUAGUCCGACACUAAACUUUGGAGAAUGGAUAAAGCAGGUGAUAAUAGUUUUAGAGGUAACCAAUGGCAGCGACUCCUCAGGUGGCAUCGGGGCCAGAAAGUGAAUGAGGAACGAGAAGAUGGAGUCAAGGACGAAGGGAAACGUAACACCAUUCUGGGUCUGAAGUUUGAAGUUAAGGAGUGGGUGGUGGACCCAGCAGAGCAGUUUUAUUAUGUCUGGCUACAGGUCAUGAUCCUUCCUAUUGUCUACAACUGGGUGAUCAUCAUUUUAAGGACAUGCUUUACUGCCAUUGCACUGAGCUACCUGCCUGUGUGGCUCACUCUGGACUAUCUGGUAGACCUCAUGUAUAUACUAGACAUGGUCGUCACUGUUCACACAGGUUACUUGGAUCAGGGCAUCCUGAUAAAGGACCUAGCUCAGCUGAAGAAGCGCUACCUCCACUCUAAACGUUUCUUAAGGGACCUGGUGUCCCUGCUCCCCACCGACCUCCUCUACUUUGCCUUUGGCAUCCAAACUGCGCUGGUGAGGAUCAACCGCCUUCUGCGUUUGCCGAGACUCAAUGAGGCCCUAGAUCGCAUGGAAACAAGAACCUCCUACCCCAACACCUUCCGCAUCUCCAAGCUCAUGAUCUAUAUCUUUGUGUUGAUCCACUGGAAUGCCUGUCUCUACUUUGCACUGUCCAGCUACCUUGGCUUUGGAAGUGAUUACUGGGUCUACCCCAACAUCACCGAGCCAGAGUUUGCCUCCUUGCGCCGUCAGUACAUCUACUGCUUUUGGUUCUCUGCUCAGAUUUUCACUACAGUAGGAGACACCCCCCUGCCGAAAAGGGAAGAGGAAUACUUGUUCAUGAUUGCAGACCUGCUCAUUGCCGUGCUGGUGUUUGCAUCAAUUGUUGGCAACGUUGGUGAUGUCAUCUCAAGCCUAAGUGACCGUGAUAAUGUCUUCUUCCCAAACCAUGAGCUGGUGAGGGCAUACCUACGAAGCCAUCACAUUAGCAAGGAGCUUCGACAGCGUAUUGACAACUGGUACCAGCACCUUCACAUCAACAAGAAGAUCAUGCGAGAGAAUGAAAUCCUGCAGCAGCUACCCAUUCACCUGAGGACAGAGAUUGCUGUCAGCGUUCACGUCCCCACACUCUCCAAAGUCACCAUCUUCCAGAGCUGUGAGAAAAGCUUGCUGGAGGAGCUGGUGCUUAAGCUAACACCUCAGGUGUUCAGUCCAGGAGAGUACGUCUGCAGGAAAGGAGACGUUGGCCAUGAAAUGUAUAUCAUCAAGGAGGGAAAACUCGCAGUUGUAGCAGAUGAUGGGGUCACAGAGUUUGCUGUGCUGAGUGAGGGGAAUUUCUUUGGAGAAAUUAGUAUCCUCAACAUCAAAGGUAACAAGUCAGGCAAUCGUCGCACCGCCAACAUCCGAAGCAUUGGCCACUCUGACCUGUUUAGCUUGUCAAAAGAAGACCUGACAGACGUGUUAUCUGAGUUCCCUGCAGCCAAACAUCACCUGGAGGAGAAAGGCAGACAGAUCCUCACCAAGAUGGGCAUGUUGGAGGAGAGCAGGGAGGGGGAGGAGGUAGAGUCAGAGAAAGUCGAAACCAAGAUAAAAAGGCUAGAGGACAACUUGGAGAUCUUGCAAACAAAACUAGCUCGACUCAUGGUGGAACUAGAGUCAAGCAAUCACAAGAUGCAGGCCAGGGUGCAGCAGCUGGAGUGGGAGGUGGCAGCACUGGAGACUCAGCUUCCAGAAGAUGGGGAGGAGGGAGAGGGAGUCCAGGGAAGAGGUGAUGGGGUGGGAGGGGAAGUUGAAUGGGAGCGAGAAGAGGCAGAAGGAGAGGAAGAGGAGGGUUCAGAUGUAAAGAUGAAAAAACAGGAACAGGGAGAGGAUAGUAAUGAAGUAAGUAAAGAGGGAGAUGGAGAGAGCACUAAAAGCACAAAGGAAGAUAUGGAAAGGAUGGCUGAAGGAGAUAAAUCUGGACUGAAGGACCCAGAGGAUCAGGAAAAGAAAAAAGAAGACGAUGGAGAGAAAAACCGAGACAAAGGAGAUGACAGACCUGGGAAAGGGGAUGGAGCUGAGAUUGAGCCUGAAGACAAGAAAGAGGAGAAAAGUGAAGAGAGAGAGACUGAAGAGAUAAGAGAACAGGAGGAAGAGGGGCAGAAAGAUGAAGAGAAGAAAAAAAAGAAUAAUAAAGCAAAAUAACUGAAAAGUAGAACAAAGCUUUAAAAAUCUGUCUGUGUAUUUAUCUGUUUUAUAUCAAUAAAAAUACAAAAAAAGGGCCAUUGACGAACUGUCUGCAAUACAACUUUGUACCUCUAGAUGGUAGCAUUGUAUCUCCCACUGUGAAUAAAUCUGAAACAGAGUUACUGUUGAAAC